AUGGCUGUUUCCGCCUCAGCCGGGCUAUUAUCGCGGUUAACAAAUGCGAGAAAUGCCGUGCGAAAUAUCAAUAAUCUUGCGAAUAUCACACCCAAAUUUACUCUCAGUUCGUCUUUCGUUACGAGAAAAUACUCCCUGAAUAUAAAUGCCAUCAUUGAUACGGGCGUGGAUACUAGUAAGCCUAAGAAAAAAGUGAGCAAAGCUAUGAGGGCUUAUUUGGAGAGAGCUCAAGAAUAUGAUAUGUUUAUGAAAAAGGAAGCCACGGAGUAUGAAAUUGGAAAACGUCAUCUGGCAAACAUGAUGGGAGAAAACCCUGAAAAUUUUACACAGGAAGACGUUACUAAAUCCAUACAAUAUCUUUUUCCAUCUGGCUUGUACGAUAAAAAAGCUAGACCGAUAAUGGAGCCUCCAGAAAAAAUGUUCCCAUCGAGAAAGGCUGCUGAAUUCGACGAGACUGGUCGACCUUAUCAUACACUGUUUUACACGUGCAAGCCGAAUUAUAAUCAGUUGCUCCAUGAUAUCGUGACGAAUCUUAACAACUUGAACGACGUCGAGGACCAGUCGAUAAAAAAAGGACUGAUGCCACGUCCGGAAGACGCAAUCCAACUUACGAAUUCUGAAUGGAAGACGAAGCCAGAUUUAGAGACAUUUUUAUUAGAAGUGUUGAACGACGGUGAAUAUGAUAAAUUCAUUGCAGCUGCCGACAGGUUAGCUGAGCAUCCUUACUCUUUUCAAGUCAAAGACUUCAUCAUGAAAGUGCGAAAUUAUAAACUUUUGCAGUCCGAGGCUUUUACAGCUCUGGAACUACAAUAUACACCGGAUGGUCGACCUUUCGUUACGGUGAAAGAAUGCCGUCGAAAAUCAGCCAGAGCAGAUGUUACGGUAAUCGGAAACGGUACAGGAAAAAUAACGAUUAAUGGAGAGGACCUCACAUACUUCAGCGACAUUCAGUCACGGGAACAGGUCAGUCCGAUUAAAAUUUUAACGGUAAAUCUUGAAGGAGCGUACAUGCGCGAGGAAGAUUAUUCACCUCAAGACGAAGACAACUCGACUGGUCGAGCGAUCGAAUUUUGA
Venturia canescens is the source of this 1074-nucleotide messenger RNA. It is a transcript of the gene mRpS9, whose product is annotated as mitochondrial ribosomal protein S9. The transcript has 9 exons. The record is from RefSeq and is a predicted model, not a curated record. Bases 1 to 1074 code for a protein of 357 amino acids. NCBI's taxonomy places the organism in Eukaryota, Metazoa, Arthropoda, Insecta, Hymenoptera, Ichneumonidae.